Wyeomyia smithii (pitcher-plant mosquito) is the source of this 1586-nucleotide messenger RNA. Its product is annotated as zinc finger protein OZF-like. The record is from RefSeq and is a predicted model, not a curated record. The transcript is spliced from 3 exons. The coding region runs from base 33 to 1460 and encodes 475 amino acids. Gene Ontology annotation, biological process: regulation of cytokine production; negative regulation of transcription by RNA polymerase II; regulation of immune system process. NCBI's taxonomy places the organism in Eukaryota, Metazoa, Arthropoda, Insecta, Diptera, Culicidae.
UUUUAUUUGGUUGAAAUCUCCUUCCGCAAACAAUGUUCGAUGUUUCCAAUGUAUUUCAUCGUAGGGAUGGUUUUCAAUGCUUAGUCUUCAUUCACAGUGUACAUAGCGAACAACUGUACGAUGACAGGUCGGUCAGUUUGAUGCUAAAAAGUGAAUCUCUACAUGUUCUACCGGUUCUAUCUGUUUGUUGUGUUAGGUUCACGGUGAAUAACAAAAUGAAUUUGCCCCAAAUAAAAGAGGAAUCUGUUGAAGUGCCAAACGAAGCUGAAUGCAUCAAGGAGGAUAGUAUUAUUAAAAUCGAACCAGCACGCCUGCCGGAUGACGUCCUCCCGAACACAUUGACUGAUGGUAGACAGCUGAAAGCUAAGGGGAAGUCUUUCGAAUGCAAUGAGUGUGAAAAAAAAUUUGCCUUUCGGAACUCCCUUAUUUCGCACAAGCUGACGCAUUCGGAUGCUGGAUGCUUCAACUGCAAUCUUUGCGACAAGAGAUUCAAGGAACAGGUGGUUUUGAGGAGGCAUUUGAAAAGGCACAGGAGGAAUGUUAUAUGUAAUGUCUGCGGAAAAGGUUUCCUUUAUCAGUCUAUGCUAAAGAAGCACGCGCUGACUCACUCGGAAGAUCACACCAAUGUCAGCAGGCCUUUCGAAUGUGACGUGUGUGGGAACGAUUUUGCCGUACGAGGCAGCCUGACCCGGCACAAGUUGAUUCACUCCAAUGAGCGAUCUUUCAAGUGCGAGUUCUGUGACAAAACGUUCCACGAAAAGUACGCCCAGUUGAGGCACCAGAAAAGUCACUUCAAAAAAGAGAAAUCUUUCGCGUGUGACGAGUGCCCAAAAACAUUCGCUUACAAUCAAUCACUGACCGAUCACAAGCUCAUUAUUCAUUCCACAGAACAAGCAAACAAAUGCCAAAUAUGUGGAAAAAGUUACCUUAAAAGAUACCUCAGGAUUCAUAUGCGAGUGCAUACUGGCUCUCAGCUCUACAAAUGCGAAGUAUGUGGAAAAAUCCUUUCGUCCAGAAAUGAACUCGCGAUUCACAUGACAAUUCAUCGUGGUGAAGAGCCUUUCAAGUGCGAGAUUUGCGGCAAAAACUGCUCCAGCAAAUUUUACUUGAAGGCACAUCUGAGAUUGCACACAGAGAAAGAUCUGUUCGGUUGCGACAUUUGUGGCAAACAAUUUACACUGAAAAGUAACCUGCAGUAUCACAUGGCAGUGCACCAAAAUAAACGACCCCACCAGUGUGACAUUUGCGGGAAAGGAUUUAUCACCGGUCCGCAAUUGUUGGCGCACUCACGCGUGCAUAUCGACGAACGGCCCCAUAAGUGCGACAUUUGUGGCAAGUCCUACCAGAAGACACGAUGGUUGGAAAACCAUUUGGUUGCGCACAACAGUGGCAAAGUUGUUGCGCCGACGAAAAGUAUGUACAUAGCGGACAACGGUAAGAUGACAGUUCGGUCAGUUUGAUGCUAAAAAGAGAAUUUCUACAUGUUUGUUGUGUUGAAGGUUCAGAUUGAAUAACAAAAUGAAUAUAUUCCAAAUAAACCAGGACGGCAAUGGUUGCAAAGAGGAAAGUUUUAUUAAAGUCGAAGA